GACGUAUUGUUUUGUUUACUAACUUUAGGGUUGUAGCUGAGCUGCUGAAGAUCGGUUUCGGUGCUGAUAUUCCGUCCGUCCAGUGCUGACGCAAAGUGGCGAAACAGUUGACAAAACAUCACGAAACACGAAAUUGAUGGAAAACAUGGACGUUGUAGAAAACUACACCAGCUGUUAUAUGGUACUCCAAAAUCUUUGGAAAAAUAACAAAAAGAAAGAGUUUGAGCAGGUCUUACAGAUGAAUUUGUCAUGUGCUCCUAAUCCUUUCAAGUUGGCUUUGGUCUGCAUAAAGCUUUGUCCAGAUCUUUUUAAAAGCAAAAAUAAUGGAAUGGCUGUUGCUGUUGCUUUAGAAUUGCAGUCCUUCUUGGGUAAACAGGAAAAAUGUUAUUUAGGCUGCCUCAAAAAAGAAAUGCAAGUAGAUGUGUUUAACUUGGCAGUCAGACAGAAGAAUACCGGAAUGAUGAGAGUACUUACUAAAGUAUAUCAGCUGGGUGAUGUACGAGAACAGUUUAUUCCCACUCUUCAUGCCAUGAUUGUUGAGCAACAUUACAAAGAAGUUUGUACUUUAGCAACAUUACUUGACCUCCAAGAGCAUUUUCCAACUCAGGAACUAAUUGUACCUUUAUUUUGCCAAGAUCGUUUGUGUUUAGCAGAUGAAUUUUUAGCUUCUAGUCCAAAGCAUCAGAAGGAGCUUGUAAUAUUUAUUGACAGUGUAAUAGGAAGAGAACGAGAAGCAUCUCUCAUUUUAGAGAAAUUUAAUAUCACUGAUAUAGGUAGAUUCAAAUCAAGUAAGGUACUGUGUAAUGUCCUUGGUAGACUUUUAAAGAGAUUUCAGCUGGACAUGUCGCUCUGCCCUCACUUAUACAAACGUCGUUCUGUUGGGGGAUUGCGUUACCUAUUUUAUAAGUAUUAUAUUGAGAAAGGCUUGCAGACAACGGCAUUUCAUAGUUUGGUGGAAGAUGCUGUAAAGGAAACCCCAGACCUGAAGUACACUUUAGUAGAUCUCUUUUGUGAAUACUGUGACCCUCAGUCUGCUUUACCAUAUAUACACAAGUAUCAAAUGAAGUCUGAGAAUUUACCACAGAGUAUCAGAGAUGUCAUGUUGGCAUGUCCCUCUUUAGAUCAAAUCAAUAGUUGUCAGAAUGCUGUGAAAAUUGCUUCAGAGGAGUGUUGGGAUGAGGAUGAAAUUAGUUAUCCACUUAGUAUUUGUCAAGGAAAUAUUGUCCUCAUUGACAGUGUGGAAGAAUUUGAAAAGUGCAUGAUUGAUGUGAGUAAGAGUCCAGUUCUUGGAUUAGACAGUGAAUGGAAACCCACCUUUGGUAUUGGAGCUGGUGAACAGGUUUCACUUAUGCAGAUAGCUACAGCAACUCAUGUAUAUUUAGUUGAUAUCAUGUCUCUUCAACCUCUUUUAGAUAAUAGUCAUUGGUCACAAUUGGGCAACAUAUUUACAGAUGCCAACAUCACAAAACUUGGAUAUGGAAUCAAAAGUGAUUUUAAGAUCUUGGCUAAAUUGCAUAAUGAUUUGAAAAAAUCUCUAACAACACCUAAAAAUAUAAUUGAUUUUGACCAGAAGAAAACAGCGUUAUUAGAGCUUCUACCAGAUAUAUUCUCAUUUAACAUUUCUGCUUACAAAGGUUUAAGCGAUUUAGUAUACCGAUGUUUUGGUAAACCACUGAACAAAAGUGAGCAGUUUUCAAAUUGGGCAAAUCGUCCUCUUUCUAGAUCACAAAAGCUUUAUGCAGCAGUAGAUGCAGUUUGCCUAAUGGACAUAUAUAAUUAUUUGAAUGCCAAGUCACAGGAGCUAGGCUGUAGUAACUGGCAAAAUUUGAAGGUGGGAACUCCCCAAUCAAACCCAAAGUCUGCCAAGAAAAGCAAGAAAAAGGAACCAAGUCCAGAUAAAACUGUUGUUCAAAGGAGGCAAGGGCCAAUUGUAGCCAAGGAUUUUCAUGUAGUUUGUGAUACUAUGUUGCAGGGUUUAGCAAAGAAGUUGCGACUUUGUGGGAUUGAUGCCGUUGCAUUGGAAAAUGGUCAGACUUCUGAUGAUUGUAUUGAGUUUUAUGAAAAAGAAAGACGUUACGUCCUCAGCAGAGGGACUGCGUAUCGACGGUUAGUCAAGUACAUUCCAGCAGAGUAUAUUUGUCAUGUUGAGAGUGAGGGAGCUAGACAGCAGCUUGAAGAAGUAAUGGCAAUCUUCAAGGUAAAGCUGUCUCCAAAUGAUCUUUUUGCAAGAUGUACAAAAUGUAAUUCAGGAUCUUAUAUCAAUGUCCCUCCAGGUAUCAUUAAAAAAAUACGAGAAAAUCAGGAUAAGGUGGAAUAUGUACCUGAUGAGUGGAUGGACUUUGGUGAGGAAAGAAUUAAUCUGACAUCUGGUGUUACACAGAAUGGUGUAAAAUUACAGAUAGAGAAAUUGAUAUUAGCUGUUGUCGAGAAAGCAGAGGUACUAUAUAUUUGUGCUAGAUGUGGAAGAUGUUACUGGGAAGGAUCUCAUCAAGAAAGAGCUUUCAGGGAAAUAAUUACACAAUUUUUGGACACUGAAAAUGUGGAUGGUUAUUGUAAGACUUCAGGAAGUAGUGGUGAUUUUAAUUCAUGUAAAACAUUUUCAAGAUGUGAAGAUGUAAAUCUUAGUACUUUUGAUGGUUAUUCAAGCUCGGAGAAUGGUGAAAGGUGUGAGGUAGAGGAAGGUGUUAAAAAAAUUUUUAUUUAUGAUAAGUGAAAAGUGUUUAAGAGUAUAUUAACUCUAUAAUGCACUGAACUGAUAGUGAUGUGAUGUGUUUUUGUAUGAGAGGUAAAAAGUUUUGCCAAAUUCUUGCAAAUAGAUCUUUCAGUAUGAUAUUACAUCAUGUUAGAAAACUAUCACAUUAUAGAUACUUUGAAGCUAAGAUUAUGAAAUGUUUUUUAUAUUUUGUGCAAUAUUUUAGUUGAGUGAAAGCAAUUAAAUUUAUUUUGUAUCACACAGGUGAUAUGUUGUUAUAUAGUAUUGAUAUGUGCUGACUAAAUGCAUUUGUGUUCAAAAUUUUAAUAAAUGAUAAAAGAAUUUAGUGUGUUAGGUUCCAAAGUUUACUGUUGGAUCAUGUUGUCACACUUGUGGAAAGUAUGCAUACCCUUCAUAUACAAUUAUUUGUAGGUAGUGAAGUGUAACUUUUAUUUAAUAAUGUUGAGAACAAGAAAACUCUUUAGUGGUUGCUUUUCCUUGACUUGAAGAUCUCAAAGCCAAGAGCAUUCAUGUGCUUACUUUCUGAGUAUUUGCUUGGCAAGGAUAAGUCAAGUAGUAGGUUUACUAAGCACAACUUGUUGAGCAUUCACAGUAAAGAAUGGGAAUUGCUUUGUACAUGUCAAAUUUCCUUUUCUUAUUGUUUAGCUAUGGAAAAGAAAAAUGUUUGAAAAAAUCACAUCUUUCUUAUAGGAGGUAAAUUCCUUCAUUUGGUUCUCAAGAUGCAUUGUUUUCUUGCACAUUUGCCUGCUAGCCAGUGGAUUCCAGCCCAUUUUUUGAAGAUUGUCUGUUUCUUUAUUACAAUAUUAUAUUAGUCUGUAAGGUCUCCAUUUCAUGUCUUAUACAUUUCAUGUCGCACCUGUGGUUUAUUUGCAAGAUAAAAGUUUUCUUUUCUCCAGGCAGUUCAGGAUCAGCUUGCGGAAGUGCUGGAUACCUUCUCUGUGAGAAUAGAGACUGGUGACAUUUUCACAAGAUGUACUAAAUGUAAUGCACACAAGUAUAUAUCAGUUUCUUCAUCUGUGAUAAGGAAUCUAAUAGAAAGG
Macrobrachium nipponense is the source of this 3753-nucleotide messenger RNA. It is a transcript of the gene Nbr, whose product is annotated as exonuclease mut-7 homolog. The coding region runs from base 137 to 2713 and encodes 858 amino acids. Gene Ontology annotation, molecular function: nucleic acid binding; 3'-5' exonuclease activity. The record is from RefSeq and is a predicted model, not a curated record. Gene Ontology annotation, biological process: nucleobase-containing compound metabolic process. Lineage: Eukaryota; Metazoa; Arthropoda; Malacostraca; Decapoda; Palaemonidae. The transcript is spliced from 4 exons.